Lasiosphaeria miniovina is the source of this 417-nucleotide messenger RNA. RefSeq lists its product as uncharacterized. Bases 1 to 417 code for a protein of 138 amino acids. The transcript has 5 exons. Gene Ontology annotation, molecular function: oxidoreductase activity, acting on the CH-OH group of donors, NAD or NADP as acceptor. Lineage: Eukaryota; Fungi; Ascomycota; Sordariomycetes; Sordariales; Lasiosphaeriaceae. The record is from RefSeq and is a predicted model, not a curated record.
AUGUUCGAAUCGGUGACGCCAGCCCAGCUGUCGUCGGGCGACCCCGCUAACGUGCGCGCGCCGCUCAUGCUGGUGCAGGCGGUGCUGCCGCACAUCCCGCGCGGCGGCCGCAUUAUCAAUAUUAGCAGCUUGGCCACGCGCACCGUCAACAUCGGCCCCGGCAUCCCGCCCAUGCCGCUGUACGUCGCCAGCAAGCUCGCCGUCGAGGGCCUGACGCAGAACUGGGCUGUCGAGUUCGGCCAGUCGCGCGGCAUCACGUCCAAUGCCGUCUCGGUCGGCUUCGUCGAGGCGGACCUCAUCGCGGCCAUGCCGGCCGAGCAGAAGGAGCAGAUCAAGGCCGGUAACAUCGGCGGCGAGGGCGCCCGCUGGGUCACGGGCAGCACCGUCAGUGCCAACGGCGGCGCCACUGUUAUUUGA